Molecule: messenger RNA, 561 nt
Organism: Iphiclides podalirius (scarce swallowtail)
Lineage: Eukaryota; Metazoa; Arthropoda; Insecta; Lepidoptera; Papilionidae
Source: the annotation of a GenBank genome assembly
AUGUUUUUUCCUUCAUGUAGUUUGAAGGAUGAUGAGCCUGAAAUGACUGUAAAAGACCCAAGUGCUUGUAGCAUAAGCAAAAAGUCUCUGAAAACCUCAUGUACGUCGUCAACCGCACGUAAACGGCAGUUGGAGUUGGAGGCUGCUAAAGCUAAGGCCGCUGUUGAUAUGGAACUAGCUGAAGCUGAAGCGGAAGCCAAGAUUAAUGCUGCGAAGAUUAAGGCAAAUAUUAAGUCCGAGCUGCUCAACAAAAAGCUAGCAGCCGAGAUGGCAGAGUUAGAGUCUACAUCACACCGUUCCAGUAAGUCUGCUUCUCAAUCUACUAACAGCAAAGUAGAAGACUGGCUUGAUAAUACAGUGGGCCAGCAAGUGGAGCAUCAAGAAGAUUGCUGUCGUGACAGAUCCAGCAUUGAAAAGCUGGCAAAUGCCCUACGUGAUGCAGUGACCACCUCAUCAUAUAAAGCGCAGAACCAAGAGCUUUUAACCAGGCUAGCAACCUCUAAAGACUUACCUUCAUUUUUGGCGAUCCAAUGGAGUGGUUACAUUUUAAACAGGCAUACA